Messenger RNA from Pimephales promelas (fathead minnow), 2155 nucleotides. RefSeq names its product selection and upkeep of intraepithelial T-cells protein 1. Gene Ontology annotation, molecular function: ATP hydrolysis activity. Gene Ontology annotation, cellular component: external side of plasma membrane. Gene Ontology annotation, biological process: cell surface receptor signaling pathway; positive regulation of T cell proliferation; T cell costimulation. Lineage: Eukaryota; Metazoa; Chordata; Actinopteri; Cypriniformes; Leuciscidae. The record is from RefSeq and is a predicted model, not a curated record.
CAAAGUGAGCCACAGGAUACAGGCUUCUGCUCAUGCGAGACAUUCAUCAUUAGAGUCAAUGAGGGGAACGCUGGUGCUCAUAUUCCAGGCUCUGCUAUGGCCUGCCAUCUCAGUUUCAGGCCUGUUUACUGUGAACGUACAGAAGAGCUCUUACGAGGCAGAGCUGCACGGGGACGUCGAGCUGGUGUGUGUGUUCUCCGAUGUUAAACAACCCUCAAACCUCACCGUCAUAUGGACCCGCAUCAACCCGAAGCCAGAUGUGGACGUGUAUCGGCUCGAGAAAGGCAGAGAAAACCAAAUUUACACCAAUGAUGCGUUCAAAAAGCGGGCGCAGCUCAUCCAAGAACAGCUGAAAGAAAACCGAGCGGUUUUACACUUGAAAAAGCUCCAGAUAAAAGAUUCGGGAACAUACCGGUGUAUCGUAAAAGAGGGAGAUGAGGGAGACUACAAGCAAGUCACGCUCAAUGUAACAGCUCCUUAUACUCCCAUAAAGAAAAGCGUGAGGAAAACGGGUCAGGAUGAAGUGGAGCUCUCCUGUGAGUCUCAGGGGUUCCCGUCACCUCAGGUUUUCUGGAGCGACGGUCAGAACACAAACCUCACGGAGACGUCCAAAAGCUCAACGCUCCAUACAGAUGAGGAUGUGGUCAAAGUGUUCAGCACGCUGACGGUGAGACGAGAUCUCGUGAACAACUACACCUGCUCUUUCCUCAGGAGCGGCGAGGUCCAGCAGACGGCCUCCUUCAGCAUCCCAGAUGAAGUCCAUCAUGAAUGUUCAGCUCAGUACGCCUGGAUCGGAGCCGUGGUCAUCGUGCUGUUAGCCAUAACCUUCAUCUACGUCAUUCUGCGCAGGAGGAGCAACGGUCAGAAAAACAGACGAAAUGAAUCAUCUAAAUGUGCUUUACUGUUCCCGCACUCGUCCUCUGCCAACACGGACUCUUUACUGACAGUGAAUGAGAACAGACCACAAACAUGUCCCAUAACCUCAGAAGAACCUGCAGAAAACCCUCUGUCUUUGAGGCACGUACAAACACAACAGUAUUCACAGAUUGACACAGACGCGGACGUGGAAAAGAGACUUGAGUCAUUUGCACUUUACAGCGAAGAAGACCAAUUGCUAAACAUCAGCUCCAUCAUUCCCGACACGAGGCAGGUUAUCCUUCUGUUGGGAGAACCAGGCAGCGGGAAAACCACCGUAGCCCAAAUCCUGUCGUCCUGCUGGGCUGGGAACGCCUUCAACGCCCCCCCGCUCCAUCUGGUACUGCUGGUGGACUGUAGCGGAGCACAAGGAGACCUUUUCCAGCUGCUAAAGUCCAAAGUUCAUCACCAAAAACCACUGUUGUCCGACCUCAGAGAGACGCUUCUCGGGCCGGAGGAUUGCUUGCUCAUCCUGGACGGAUAUCAAGAGGGAAAUAAGGACUUGGAUGAAACUUUCGAGGUGUUUCUGAAUGAGCGACAGAUGUGCAGGGUGUUAGUGACGUCCCGUCCAGGACAGUGUCCAUCCCUGGAGAGAACCGUCAGGACAGUGUUGCAACUCAAACAGAGACCGGAAGAGUCUGGUUCAUGAGGAAAUGGGAUACAUUUCAUAUUCGCAUUGGCAGUGAUCGUGCAAUUUCAUGUUUCAGCAUUUACCGGGGUCAAUGGAUCCGCCCGUCGCUUCUCUGGAAUCUUCCCCCUCAGACUUUGGCUGGAGAUCAAACCAAUUCGUUGUGUUAUUGGAAGACCAAGUUCAAGAGAAGAGAAAUGAGAUCAUGAUAAUAAAAUGUUAGACUGUAAAAAGUGGUAACCUACUAAUCUUAACACGUGAAAUUAAUCUUUUCAGUUGAUUCGGGGAUUUUAAAUACAGUUUUUUAAUUGAAUAAAACCACUUAAUUUGUAAUUCAUGUGGUUAAGCACAUCUGAUUUAUGCUUUCAACAAAAUAUAGUUACCAAAUAACCAUAACUACCGUUUUAUCUGACAGAUCAAAAGCUGAUUGUGCAAUAACAACUUCUCUGUAAGUCCAUCAAACUUUCUGUGACAACAGUUGCACGUGUAUUUUGUUUAUACUAUAUGUAUAGAGAGAAUGAGAGUUAUUUUUUAUACUUACAUAUUUUUUAUAGUUUCAUUUAUUGAUGUAAAAUGCCAUGAUUUUGAUAAAAGAAAUGAGUGAAAACUGUA